This is a messenger RNA of Rhinocladiella mackenziei CBS 650.93, 912 nucleotides long. RefSeq lists its product as uncharacterized. The record is from RefSeq and is a predicted model, not a curated record. Gene Ontology annotation, molecular function: zinc ion binding. The transcript has a single exon. The coding region runs from base 1 to 912 and encodes 303 amino acids. Lineage: Eukaryota; Fungi; Ascomycota; Eurotiomycetes; Chaetothyriales; Herpotrichiellaceae. Gene Ontology annotation, cellular component: cytoplasm.
AUGUCAACCUCCACCGCCGUUCCCGAAGCAUCUUAUACCCCGAUGGACAAAGACGUCGAAGCAAUCGGGGCGCACUGCGAAUUCGCCUACUGCCACCAACUCGACUUCCUCCCUUUCCGCUGCGACUCGUGCCACCAUACAUUCUGCCUCGAGCACCGAACAGAGACUGCACACCAGUGUCCGCGCGCAGGCGAAUGGGCGGCCAACCGACGGCGCAAUGAAGUUGGGCGACCUUCGACGAACACAACGUCCGCUCCAGGCAAACCGAACCAUCAUAAUGCGUCGCAAUGUAGCGAGCCCACGUGCAAGACAUUUAUCAAGACUUUCCAGAACACCGGCGUGCACUGCGCGGACUGCAAUAGGACGUACUGCCUGAAACACCGCAUGCGCGAGGACCACGACUGCAAGAACCUGAUACCGAUCGGCGCUAGACCGCUGGACAUCGCCGUACAGAGCAACAAGGAGAAAAUAAAAUUAGGCUUCGGCCGUCUGAAGUCUUGGGGCAAAGGCCAACAAGAGGCGCUGCGGCCGAAGCCUAAACCCACCAGUCGAGCGGCGCAGACCGCAGCGCUCAACGCUCUGAAGAGAUCCGCCAAGGGCGACGACAAACUCGACCCGGAAAAGCGGAUCUAUUUGCACGUCGAGGCCGAGGCGGCUAGCACAUCCAGCAAGCUGCCCAAGUCUGACCUGUUCUUCUCCACAGAUUGGAGUGUCGGUCGGCUCCUGGACGAAGCAGCCAAGAGACUACAGGUUGCGAACGUAAACAAUCGUGUCGAGACCGAGGAGCAGCGGCUGCGUGUAUAUCACGUCGAAGGGGGACGGUUGUUGGAGUUUGCUGAGAAAGUCGGCAAGGCGCUUGCGAGUGGGAACACCGUAGUACUUUUACGAGGUGUUGGGCCGACAGAGGCGUGA